CGAGCCCCGCCCCGCGAGAGCCGCGGCGGAGCCCAGCUCCCGGACACUCCGGACACCGCUGGACACUCCCGGACACCGCCGGACAUUCGAGGCAGCAGGAUGGCCCCACCCGUGCCCGCGCUGACCCCGGAGCAGAAGAAGGAGCUGGCGGCCAUCGCCCAGCGCAUCGUGGCCCCCGGCAAGGGCAUCCUGGCUGCUGAUGAGUCCACUGGCAGCAUCGCCAAGCGGCUGAGCUCGGUGGGCGCGGAGAACACGGAGGAGAACCGGCGCUGGUACCGGCAGCUGCUGUUCACGGCCGACAAGCGCGUGGAGCCCUGCAUCGGCGGCGUCAUCCUCUUCCACGAGACCAUGUACCAGAAGGCCGACGACGGCCGCCCCUUCCCGCAGGUCAUCCGCGACAAGGGAGCCCUGGUUGGCAUCAAGGUGGACAAGGGCGUGGUGCCCCUGGCUGGCACCAAUGGCGAGACCACGACCCAGGGGCUGGACGGGCUGAUGGAGCGCUGUGCCCAGUACAAGAAGGACGGAGCUGACUUUGCCAAGUGGCGCUGCGUGCUGAAGAUCACGGCGCACACCCCGACGCGCCUGGCCGUCAUGGAGAACGCCAACGUCCUGGCACGCUACGCCAGCAUCUGCCAGCAGAAUGGCAUCGUCCCUAUUGUGGAGCCCGAGAUCCUCCCGGACGGUGACCACGACCUCAAGACGUGCCAGUAUGUCACUGAGAAGGUGGGUGGCACCUCCGGGCUGUCCCCAAGUGUCCCCAGUUGUCCCCAGGAUGUCCUGCAGCCCUCAGGGGUCCCUGGCUCACUGGGUGACACCGAGAGGUGGCAGUUGGACAGGGUUGGUGGCACCUGGGAGGGUUUUGGUGGCACCUGGGUGGGCUUGGGGCAGCUCCUGGUGUCCCCAGCUUGUCCCGGUUGCACCUGGGAGGGGUUUGGUGACCUCUGGUGUGUCCUCAGCACUGUCCCCAACGUCCCUGCCAUGUCCCCAGAGCUGUCCCCUGAGUGUCUCUGGCAAUUCCUGAUGUCCCCAAGUGUCCCCAAUACCCCCGGGGCUGUCCCCAGGUGCUGGUGGCUGUGUCCAAGUCACAGCGACGUCCCCAGGUCACUCUGCUGUCCCCACGCAGGGAUCACGUUCCUGUCGGGGGGUCAGAGCGAGGAGGAGGCGUCUCUGAACCUCAACGCCAUCAACCGCUGCCCGCUGCCGCGGCCCUGGGCGCUCACCUUCUCCUACGGCCGCGCCCUGCAGGCCUCGGCCCUCAAGGCCUGGGGCGGCAAGAAGGACAACACCAAGGCGGCCCAGGAGGAGUACGUGAAGAGAGCACUGGCCAACUCCCUGGCGUGCCAGGGCAAGUACACCCCGAGUGGCACAGCGGGAGCGGCCGCCAGCGAGUCCCUGUUCGUGUCCAACCACGCCUACUGACCACUGACCACGGCCUGCUGCCCAGUGACCGCCCAGUGACCGCCCAGUGACCGCCCAGUGACUGCCCAGUGACCCCAGUGACCCCAGUGACCCCAGUGCCCCCUGCCCCAGCCCUGCCCCAGCCCUGCCCCAGCCCUGCAGUAAAAGGUCGCGGGUGAACUCA
Parus major (Great Tit) is the source of this 1582-nucleotide messenger RNA. RefSeq names its product fructose-bisphosphate aldolase A. Gene Ontology annotation, cellular component: cytosol. Gene Ontology annotation, biological process: fructose 1,6-bisphosphate metabolic process; glycolytic process. Bases 100 to 1419 code for a protein of 439 amino acids. The transcript is spliced from 9 exons. The record is from RefSeq and is a predicted model, not a curated record. Gene Ontology annotation, molecular function: fructose-bisphosphate aldolase activity. Lineage: Eukaryota; Metazoa; Chordata; Aves; Passeriformes; Paridae.